Oncorhynchus nerka (sockeye salmon) is the source of this 2912-nucleotide messenger RNA. It is a transcript of the gene htatsf1, whose product is annotated as HIV-1 Tat specific factor 1. Bases 659 to 2410 code for a protein of 583 amino acids. Gene Ontology annotation, molecular function: RNA binding. The transcript is spliced from 10 exons. Gene Ontology annotation, biological process: mRNA splicing, via spliceosome. The record is from RefSeq and is a predicted model, not a curated record. Gene Ontology annotation, cellular component: U2-type spliceosomal complex; U2 snRNP. Lineage: Eukaryota; Metazoa; Chordata; Actinopteri; Salmoniformes; Salmonidae.
AACGUUUAAUUAGCGAACUAAUCAAUAAUCCACAUACAAAUAAUGUAUCUUCAAAGACAAGCAUUGCUUCCCUUUGGCUCGUUAUGUAACGUUACUUUCUAGUUGAAUUCCUGGCUAAAUACACAAAGCAGAGUUUGCUAACGUUAGCUUGUUAGCUAACUAAGCACACUUGCUUGAUUGUCAGCUAACGUUAACUUAGUAGUUACAAUUUUUAUAAAUAAACAAAGCUAAAUAGAUAGGUCCAGUCAAUUGGCUAGAUAUUAGUAACGUUAGUAGUUAUAAAGAUGUGUAUAAUAUACUUUUCAUUGUCUGAUUUCAGAUUGUCACGCAGCACCCAUGGGCUACUAGCUAACGUAGCUCACUCGUUAGCUAGCUAACGUUACUGUAGCUAUACUGAACAAAAAUAUAAACGCAGCAUGUAAAGUCUUGAUUUCAUGAACUGAAAUAAAAUAUCCCAGAAAUGUUCCAUACGCACAAAAAUACGUAUUUCUCUCAAAUUUUGUGCACAAAUUUGUAUAUAUCCCUUUAAUGAGCAUUUCUCCUUUGCAAAGCUAAUGCAUCCACCUGAUAUGCGUCGCAUAUCAAGAAGCCGAUUAAGCAGCAUGCGCAUUACACAGGUGCACCUUGUGCUUGGGGGACAAUAAAAGGCCACUCUAAAAUGUGCAGUUUCGUCACACAGCACAAUGCCACAGAUGUUUUGAGGGAGCGUGCAAUUGGCAUGCUGACUGCAGGGAUGUCCACCAGAGUUAAUUUCUCUACCAUAAGCCGCCUCCAACGUCAUUUUAGAGAAUUUGGCAGUACAUCCAACCGGCCUCACAACCGCAGACCACGUGUAACCACGCCAGCCCUGGUCCUCCACUUCCAGAUUCUUCACCUGCGGGAUCGUCUAAGACCAGCGACCCGGACAGCUGAUGAAACAGGAGUAUUUCUGUCUGUAAAAAAGCCCUUUUGUGGGGGAAAACUCAUUCUGGUUGGGUCGUCCUGGUUCCAAGUGGGUGGGCGUAUGUCCUCCCAGGCCCACCCAUGGCUGCACCCCUCUGGUCAGAUGAGUGGUGAUACUGAUCGAAAUAAGGAGUUCCAUGAGCAGCUCCGGUUGCAGCAGCUGUAUGGCCAGAGACAGGGGGACGGAGCUGACCCUAACACCUUCGUGGACCCAGAGGAUGGGACAGUGUAUGACUGGGACCAUGACAAGAAAGCAUGGUUUCCUAAAAUAACAGAGGACUUCCUUGCUGCGUAUCAAGCGAACUACGGCUUCACAAAGGAUGGGCAGCAUGAUCCAAAUGCUGCGUGUGCACCUGACACGGACACAACAGCCAAGCCAGAGGAGGGGAAGAAAGCCGAGAAGCGCACUGACACGGAACAGCUGAAAGAUGGCAAAAAGGAGAAAGGAGAGAAAAGGAAGGCUGAUACUGCAGCCUGGUUUGAUGUGGAAACUGACAAGAAUACCAAUGUGUACGUGUCAGGUCUUCCACCGGACAUCACCACGGAGGAGUUUGUUGAGGUCAUGUCUAAGUGUGGCAUUGUUAUGAGGGACCCCAUCUCCGAGGAGUACAAAGUCAAACUCUACAGGGACGGCCAGGGGAACCAGAAAGGCGACGGACUCUGCUGUUACUUAAAGAAGGAGUCUGUGGCCCUGGCUGAGCGACUGAUUGACGAGUCAGAGAUCAGGGGGUAUCAGCUCCACGUGGAGGCUGCCAGGUUCGAGCUCAAGGGCCAGUACGACGCCAGUAAGAAGAAGAAGAAGAGCAAGGAUUACCGCAAGAGGAUGAAGGCACAGCAGAAGCAGCUGGACUGGAGGCCAGAGAAGAAAGGGGAGGCGCGCAAGAGGCAUGAACGUGUGCUCAUCAUCCAGAACAUGUUCCACCCCAGUGACUUUGAGGAAGACCCCCUGGUGUUAAAUGAGUACCGAGACGACCUCCGGACUGAAUGUGAGAAAUUUGGUCAGGUGAAGAAGGUCAUCAUUUUUGAUAGACAUCCUGAUGGAGUGGCCUCGGUGGCCUUCAAAGAGCCAGAGGAUGCAGACGUGUGUCAGAUGGCGCUGGACGGCCGCUGGUUUGGUGGCAAGAAGUUAUCAGCACAGCUGUGGGAUGGAUCCACUGACUACCAGGUGGAGGAAACCGCGAGGGAGCGAGAGGAGAGACUGAAAGGCUGGGCAGCCUACCUAGAGGGUGGGAGCAAGGGGCCUGCACCGCCGGGGGCACCGCCAGGGAGUACAGAGGGACCAACCACAACCACAGAGGAGUCAUCCAGCAAGGCAGAGGGGCCUGUGACAGAGCCCUCCAACUCUCAGAGCCAGGAAGCAGGAGCAAAGGCAGCAGUAGACCCUGGGGUGGAACCAAAGACCUCUGAGGACGCAGAAGUAAGUUCCACUGACAGCAGCCUGGCAGGAAGUGAUGAAGAAGACACGUAGACAGACACACAGACUUCACUGUACACCUCCUUGUGUUCAGCAUAUAAAAGGACAGUCUUGCCUGACAUCUGCUAAACUGCCCCCACACCUUGUUUGAUUGGUGGAAAGUGACACACUGAGGAAUAAGGCUAUUGGGAUGGAAAUACUCUGUUGCAUACUUAGUGAUGAAUAAUAAAAAAAAGUUAUUUUCAAUUCUUUCCCUCCACAAUGACCUGUUCUAUUGAUUGACCUCAAUAAUUUGCAACAUCACUUUUAUGUCUUUUAUACUAGGAAUUUGUGUAAUGAACUAAAUGAUCUUGGUCUUGAUUUGAAUACGCUGGGAAUGGAUACGCAGUUAGAGACCAAGCUUCUGAGAGGUCUGAAACUGAAAGGAUUUACAUCCAUGUUUCUCAUUGUCUCUCUUGAAUAUAGCAGCGAACUCGAUUUCAACCGUAAAAGCUCCAUCCUGUCCUGUCAUGAUUUGUUUUGAGAUGGAAAAUAAAUGUUACCAGUGGCAACCGUG